This is a messenger RNA of Dentiscutata erythropus, 292 nucleotides long. NCBI's taxonomy places the organism in Eukaryota, Fungi, Glomeromycota, Glomeromycetes, Diversisporales, Gigasporaceae. The record is from the annotation of a GenBank genome assembly.
AUGUCGUUAUUGGGAAAAAAAAAAAACACAGCAGGCGUUGAAGCGUAUCCAUCUGGUCAAACUCAUUCUUUAUGGACAGACAUAACGGGUUACAAGCGAGUAACCUCAGUUUUUUCUGCUCAAGUAAACCAGCUGUGCUUAAUGAAAAAAAUUAUUGUAAUUAGAAGAUGUUUAAACAGUAUGUCAUUAUUGAAAAAAAAAAACACAGUAGGCAUUGAAGCGUAUCCAUCUGGUCGAACUCAUUCUUUAUGGACAGACAUAACGUCCCCACUUAUCCAGACGAAUGACCUCA